CGUGCCGAUGCCUGCUCAAAAACCAGCGGAGACGGCAACAAACCUUUUAACAAAAGGAUUCAGGAGAGUGGAUUCCCUGUUGGAAUCUGCAUCCCGCUCUUACAUAAUACAUCCACGGAUGUAGAAGCAGGACAGAAAAUGAAGCCAGCGCUUCUUUAACUGUGAGCGGAGGUGAUCGGUCCUGCGCAGGCCUGGUUCAUCUCAAAUGAGCCUCCAGUUUAUUUUAAAGAACAGAACAAAUGCGGGCACUAUGGAUGAAGAGGAACGUUGUCAGCAGCACGACACUGAAAGUGUUCGUUUUAAAGACAACCCGGACAGUAAACCGCUGGGAGUCCAUCAGCAGCUGGAUGUGAAGCAGACAGAUGAUAUCUCACAACUGUUGGCAAUUAAAGAGGUUCCCCCUGAAUGGAGCCCCACCUCAGCUCCGCAAGACCCAGAGGUCAUCCAAAUAAAAGAGGAGCAGGAGGAGCUCUGGACCAGUCAGGUGGGAGAGCAGCUAAAUGGGGUGCAGGUGGCGGAUAUCUCCAGGUUUCCAGGCCAUACUGUCAGUGUGAAACAUGAAGACAGUGACGAGAAAUCCGAGUAUUCACAAACUUCUCAAAGAAAACCUAAAUGCAACAGAGAAGCAGAGGCUUUAAAUGCCCCUCCAGCUAAAGGAAUAAAAAUGGAAACUGAUGGUGAUGACUGUGGAGGACCGGAAUCAGCUAGAAGUCCAGAUCAAGAUAUUUAUGUACAUCCAAAUGGUGAUGAAAAGGCUUCCAGCUUAUCUGAGACUGAAGUCAGUAUUAAGGAUGAUGAUGAUGACUAUUAUUGGCAGGAGCCUUUAUCAGACUCUGGACCUUACACUGAAGACAGUGACAGUGACUGGAAGGAAACCAGGACACCUGAAUUAGGUGUAGAUAGUGACAAAGGACAAGACAGUUCUAAAGUAUCUGAAUGUAAUAAAACUUUUCUUUGCAAACAGUCACUUCAGGGAGAGAGGGGAAGAAUGUCUUCCUCUGGUUUGGCUAAAAAGAAAUGCUUUACAGUAUCACAAAAUGAUGAUUCAUCAGUGGCAGUACGCACCGGAGAGAAACCAUUUGGCUGUGACGUUUGUGGACAAAGGUUCAACCAAAAAACACAUCUAAACACUCACAUGAGAAUUCACACGGGAGAGAAACCCUUCUGUUGUGAUUUUUGUGGACAGCGCUUUAACCAGAAAACACAUCUUAAGAUCCACAUGAGAAUUCACACGGGAGAGAAACCUUUUGGUUGUGAUAAUUGUGGCAAAAGAUUUAGACACCAAUGCACUCUCAAAAUACACAUGGCAGCUCACACUGGGGAGAAACCAUUUACCUGUGACGACUGUGGUAAAAGAUUCAGCCAUCAGAAAAUUCUAAAGGCGCACAUGACAAUUCACACAGGAGAGAAACCAUUUCACUGUGAUGAAUGCGGUAAAAGUUUUAGCCAACAGGGAAUUCUGAAGGCACAUAUGACAGUGCACACAGGAGAGAAACCAUUUGGUUGCAGUAGAUGUGAUAAAAAGUUUAGACUACAUAGUGAUCUCACAGCGCAUAUGAGAGUCCACACAGGAGAGAAACCAUUUAGUUGUGAUAAGUGUGGUAAAAGAUUUAGCCAAAAGGGAUGUCUGCAGAGACACCUUAGACUCCACACAGGAGAAAAGCCGUUUAGUUGUGAUGACUGCGGAAAACAAUUUAAGCGAAAGACACACCUUAAAGCACACAUGACAGUUCACACAGGAGAGAAACCAUUUGGCUGUAAUGUCUGCGGUGUAACAUUUUCACGACAGGGAACCCUGAAGAGACACAUGAGGGUCCACACGCGAUAGAAACUAAAGUAACAGGGUUUUGUCCAAAAUAUUUGUAAAGUGUGUUGAUGCAGAUGAGAGCAGUGGAUUUCCUUUAUGGCACCGUGAUAACUGAGAGUGUAGGUUGAUACCUCUCAGACAGGUCUACUGUAUUGCACUGUCUCUCUUCUGAAGCUUAAACAAAAAUGCAUAAGGGAGAAAUAUCCUAGAGAAUGAUGAGGUAAAUGAUGAUGCUGACAAAAUGUUGACAUCCAUGGAAAGAAGUAAAUUCUCCCCAGUCACGUGUGAUGGUAGAGUGAAACAACUUUUACAAGUUAAGAAUGCAUUGCUCAAAAAGCUAAAGAAAUACUUUUUAAUCAGAGUAUAGAAUCAAGUCCGUUAAACCACUGGGAUAUUAACCCGGUCAGUCAAGUAGCAGAGGGGGUUAUUAGUCAGUGUUAAUGAAAUUAACAACAGGUGCACCAGGAGGGCGAU
Messenger RNA from Neolamprologus brichardi, 2281 nucleotides. RefSeq lists its product as uncharacterized. The record is from RefSeq and is a predicted model, not a curated record. Gene Ontology annotation, biological process: regulation of transcription by RNA polymerase II. Gene Ontology annotation, molecular function: RNA polymerase II cis-regulatory region sequence-specific DNA binding; DNA-binding transcription factor activity, RNA polymerase II-specific. NCBI's taxonomy places the organism in Eukaryota, Metazoa, Chordata, Actinopteri, Cichliformes, Cichlidae.